Messenger RNA from Maniola jurtina (meadow brown), 2903 nucleotides. RefSeq names its product G-protein coupled receptor Mth2-like. Gene Ontology annotation, molecular function: G protein-coupled receptor activity. Bases 318 to 1862 code for a protein of 514 amino acids. The record is from RefSeq and is a predicted model, not a curated record. Lineage: Eukaryota; Metazoa; Arthropoda; Insecta; Lepidoptera; Nymphalidae. The transcript is spliced from 9 exons. Gene Ontology annotation, cellular component: membrane. Gene Ontology annotation, biological process: G protein-coupled receptor signaling pathway; cell surface receptor signaling pathway.
AGCACUCAGCAGUCGAAGAAAGAACAUCAUCCGAGCAUGACGUACACCUCGUCUGCGAAUUGCGCUCGCGACAAAUCUUAUCUCUUAUCAUAUUAAAAAAUGAUACAUCGAAUUACCUCACAAGUGCGACGUUAUAGCACUUCGCGAUAAACCUUACAAGGAUUCAUUGUGUGAAAUUAGUAUUAGUCAUAUCAAAUAGAAUGAUAAAUAUUUUUAACACCAGUAUUUUUUUGAAAAUAAGUACUUAAUUAUUACGAUGUACAGUCGUGAAAUUAAAUAGUUGAAGUGUUUUAGUUCGGUCAUAAUCAUAAAUUAAAAUGUUCGUGCUAUUUUUGUUAAUUACUGGUCUGGUUUCCGCAAACUCUACGCCUUGCACUAAAGACCAAAGUUUGAAUAUAACCGGCGGACUGAUCUUCGAAAAUGGUUCGGUAAUAUACGAUGGGUUGGAAUAUGUCGAUGGCACUUGGUAUGUCUUGGAAGUAGAUGGUUUGGACGUCCGGUUCGGGUGUCCGUGCAUUGGCCGCGUGUGUUUGUGGAAGUGUUGCGGGGUUGGACAAAUGUUCCUGAACAGGAGCUGUGCGGACGUGGACGUGAGUGAAGCCAACCCGUUCAACCCCCCAGUGUUCAAAGGCCGGGAGCCGUCUAACAUGAUCGCUCAUCAGAACUUCUUCUACAUGCCGAGACAGUCUUGCGAUAUGUAUUUGGUGGAUUCUAACUCGCCAAUUGAAGAAAUAUACCUACAAGAAAACGGAACCUUAUUUGAAAUAGCAGCCAACCGCCCGCAAUGGCACCCCCCGAUAUUAUUCUGCCUGGAUAUGAAGUUGGAUGACAGUUCUCCUAAAUCCAGGCUAGUGGCAGGAGUCUGCUAUCCGGAGAGUGAAGGUGACAGCCCUGGCUUGUUCAUCGCUUAUGGUGUGGGUCUCAUGCUCUCUGUGCCGUUUCUAUUGGCAACAUUCCUCGUGUACGCCUUCAUACCGGAGCUACGUAAUCUCCACGGCAUGUGUCUCAUGGCGUACUGCGGAGGACUCAUCGUGGCCUACCCGUUCCUCGCAUACCUCAAACUGCAUACAGGAAAAGUUGGCGUAGCUAUGACUGGAUGCUUUAUCAUAGCCUUCAUCAUAUAUUACGCAUUCCAAAGCAGCUUUUUCUGGCUCAACGUCAUGUGUUUCGACAUCUGGAGGACUUUCAGCGGUUAUCGUGGUGGCAGUUCAAGCAAGCGGCGGGAAAGGAAACGAUUCGCAAUGUAUGGUGCCUACGCAUGGGGUGUACCGGCCGUGCUUAGCGCGGUCACCAUUGGCAUGCAGUUCAGCACGGGUUUACCCGACCAUAUCAUCACACCAGGUUUUGGACAUCAGCGGUGCUGGUUUGACAAUUGGAUGAGCGAGCUUUUGUACUUCUUCACGCCAGUGUUUGUGUUGGUGUUGUGCAACGUGGUGCUGUUCUCAGUGACGGCAAAUCGAAUACGAUCAAUCCGACAGGAAACCGCUAUUUUGAAGGGAGCUGAAUCUUCGAGGAGUGAUAAAUUAAAGAAGGAUAAGCAAAGAUACGGGCUGUAUCUGAAGUUGUUCGUGAUCAUGGGCGUGAACUGGACGGUGGAGGUCAUCAGCUUCGCAGUGGGGGGCUCCAACUGGUACUGGGUCGUAGUGGAUCUGUCGAAUAUCGCUCUCGGAAUAUACAUCUUCUUCAUAUUCGUGUGGAAGAACAAAGUUCGCAAUUUAGUCGCUAAAAAAUGGCGUAGCGUUCGCGGCGUACCCGCAGAAACCACUCUGGGUACCUGGGGCACGCGGUCCAGCUCGGCGCCCACUGAAGACACGAGGGUCUCUGCUGACGACACUGGGAUGCGACUCCGAGAAAUGCGUUGAUCCGGUCAUGAAAAGUCAAUUGAGGCUUGAAAAUUAUGGAAUAAUUGAAGACACUUGAACACAUUUUACCUCUUAUAUUUUUUUUAUCUACGUAGGACAUUGCUAGUCACUUUUAAUACUAAGAUUUUUUAGGAGCUAGUUCAAUUUUUUAAAACUAUGACUUCCUUGUAAUAAUGAAGCGUGCGUAUAGGUGCCUAAGUGUAGUUUUUGAAAAUUCCUGAUAUUUUUGAUAAAAUCUAUCUAAGUGCUUGUACUUAGCUUCUGUAAGGUGAAAAUGGCUUCUUAUUUAUUAAAAUUUUCUACGUGUUUUUACUUUAAUAUUAGUAUCGAUAAAGAUAAAUAUUACUUAUAAGUAUUUAGAUGAUUAAUUAUAAUUGUUUUUGAUAAGAUUAAACGAACAAAAUUUUAUAUCCCACCAAAAUGUAAAUUCAAUCUCAUUUGUAUUCAUUUCAAUUUAUUUUGUUAACUUACUCAGGUUUGUUAGAUAAGUCCAGUGAAAAAAAUUUGUUUACGACGCGAUGAAAUCAGGUGUUAGUUCUUAUAACUUUAUUGCAUCGUAAUGCUUACAGAAAAUUCGAUAUAAAAAUAGCUUUUCUUGUAAAACAAUAUCUGUGUGUACCUACUCACCUAGAUUUACGGUGCGUUUAGACCCUAGACUUAUUAAAAUUCAAAAUACAAUAUAUUUUUAUUCCAUUAGACUUUUACAAGUUCUUUUGAAUCGUCAAAAUCAUCUACCACUGGUUCGGAAUGCCUUUCCUACCGAGAAGAACCAGAGAAGAUUAAUAUUAGGUAUAACAGUUAAUGAGGACAUGCAUGUUAGAUAAUAUUUUUUUUUUAUAACUUUAUUAUGUAAGUAUAAUCACUCGCUUUCAGACUAGUUUACAGUGAUAGCUAAUUUUCUAUUUACCUACGUAGGUACUAUUAUUUAGGUCGCUUUUAUCUAUUAGGUAAGUAUAUUAAGUUUUGUAAGCUCUUUUGGGUGGUGAUAUUCAAGUAAAGAAAAUAAUGAUACAGCAAAGCAAAAUAUUAACUAUUAUCAUU